AUGGAUAUCCCAAAAAUUCAAACCGACAGCAAAGAAGACAUACACUUUCUCAUAAGUCAACUUCAAAAUGCUGCGAACGAUGCUACUGCACAGCAUUUCGCUACCGAUCCUGCAGAUGAAACUACCCAGAGCCAAGUACAGAAGCUAAUGGGUGAAUGGGUUCAAGAGAUAUUUGAACUGGCGAGUAGUAGUAUCGAGAUCAAUGGGCAAGAUUACCACGAAGCACUUCAGAACCAGGAUGAAAUUGAGCCUGUAGAUGAAUCGUUAAAGCUUCGAGCAGAAAGCGCAGAGAAAACAGCAAAAGAAUUAGAAGAGAGAGUGAUUCGAAAACGAAGCAAUAUACCAGCCCAGAUCACACCGCUAAUGCAAGAUGCUAUACGGCGGCAGUCAACGUUGGCGGAUCGAAUAGUGUUUGAAGACGGGCAGGAGAUGCACAAUGAUAUGGAUCUGCAAAUCCCCACCAACCUGUUGGAAAUAUCACAUGCGUAUGAGGUCGGUGUUCAGCAGCUGGCUAAAUUGAAGCAGGGCAAAAAGGCGACCACCGGAUGGAAGAACAUUCAAAUAAAACCCGGUGGUGCCCUUAAAUCACCCAAGUCGAAGCCAGCCAAUAAUACCCCUUUGAGUCCCCAGCAAGCUGUGCAGACUACUUCUACUGCCCAAGUAGGAGACAAAAGUUUGGUCAUUCCCAUUGCUCCUGUCUCUUCACCCCCUGAGGAAAAACCCAAGCCUCGAGAGCUUUCUUUCGUUCUGAGUGCUUUACGAGAUUCCAUCAAUGAACAAGAGGAAAAAGAACGCCAAAAGAAGCUAGGUAAAGUGACUGAAGCGUACGAAGACGAUGAAGAAGACGAUGAUGAUGAGAUACCUACUUUCCCGACUCCCCCUAUACCAUCACUUGACGAAACUCAGUUUAUUGUACAAGAAGAAAAAACUCAAUCUGAAACAAAACCGGAGAACGUCGCCACCAAUGAUUUGUCUGAGAAGUCAAAAUCUGAAUCUGAAGAAGCAAAGGAACAAAAGGUAGUCGAAAAUGGACAUAAGGAAGAGGUGGAGAAGAUCGAGCUGGCUGCACCUAAAUCAGAGUCUCCCAAAGAGGUUAGCCAGCCAUCAACGGAGCCUUCUCAGGGAUCAGAUGUACCUGUUCCCGAGCAAGUCAAAGAGGGUAAUGAGACAGUUGCACCACUGUCUAUCAAGACAGAAUCAAGCACCGUUGAGGUUAGCGAACCCAGCUCGCCUGUACCAGAUCCACUACCAGAAACGCCCAACAAUGGCGAAUCCAAUGAUGCUAUAGCCUCGCCAGAAGAAGAGAAGCCAGCAAAUCCUCUUCCUACAACAGCUGCUUCUGUUAUCCCAGCAUCAUCGGCUGCUGCUUAUGAUAAUGUUAUGUCAGGACCUGUAGAUAAGGAUGACGAAGAAGUUGUAGAGGAACACAAUAUGGCGGAAUACAUGAGUCCUCCUACUCCAGGUGCUGAACCAUCGUAUGCUGACCAACAAUUCCGUCGUGAAAUGGAGGAUGAUGCCAUGGAAAGCGAAGGUUCUAGCAGCACUACCUUUUCUAUGCCACCCAUUGAUUUGAAGGCUGUAAAGCCAAACUUUUUGACCCCACGUGAACAAGAAGAAUAUGAUUCGGAUAUGCUGAAGGCAAUGGGGUUGUUCUUCAACAACAAAUUCAUGAAGGCAAAAGCUUUGUUCGAAAGCAAAGCUAACGAGGAUCCUUUAUAUGCACUCGGAUUGGGAUCAAUGGCUUUUAUUAAAGCCAUUAUGACAUUCAAUGAAACUGAUAUGAAGGUUGCAAUGGAUACCCUGCAUCAAGCUGCAAAGUUUGCAAAUGCACAGAUUGAAGUGGCACAAGCCAGAAAGCCUCUGAAGGAUACCGUAACGCACUAUUUUUCCAAUAUCAUGGGCGGUAAUACCACUGGAUUGCCCACAAACACUCCUCCCUUGAAGAAAGAGGAGAAGCACAAUCAGCAAAAUUUCAUGUCUAACGGAGCGUUGCGUGCUCAUGUCAUCAAAGCAGAAUGCUGCUUGUUGAUUUCCAUCUUGCAGCUUUGCCAAGAGAGUCUUGUAGGCUAUUUGAAAGUCGGUCUAAAUCUCAGAACAGCUUAUAACAGCUAUAGUUUGGUGUGGCAAGAAUACAAGAAGAUGGGACAAUCCUUCAACGAGCAUAUGGAUAGAGACACUAUAUCUGCCAUUCAAUUUGGUAUUGGAUCCGUCCAUCUACUUUUGUCGUCUCUACCGCCAAAGAUCCUCAAGCUAGUAUCGGCUUUUGGCUGGAGAGCUGACAAACAUCUCGGAUUUGCCCUGUUGAAACUCUGUCUGGAAGGCAGAAGAAUUAGAUCCCCUUUGGCAUCUAUGAUGCUAUUGACCUACUACUGCGUUUUGACCUCAUUUGCUCCGCAAAUAUUGGCAUCUGAGUUGACCCAACCUGCUAUUGAAUGCUUGCUAGAUGCUCAACAAAACUAUCCCAACUCUGCCUUCUUCCUCUAUUUUGCUGGCCGAGUAUCAAGAUUGGCAAAGAACAUACCUUUGUCGACACAAUCAUUCAUUUAUGCUAGUGAAAUCAGUGUGGGUGAAUGGGCCGAAGUGGAAGUUCGACAUCUAUCAGAAUACGAAUCUGGCUUUAACUAUGCUAUGGAGCUGGACUGGCAAUCGGCAGGAGAGAUUUUUGAGACACUUUAUGAAGAGAACUACUGGUCUCCUGCAUUCUGCAAAUACUUUUCGGCAUGUUGCUUGGAUCUAUUGGGUCAGAGAACUGACGCUAUUUUGGCAUUUGCUGAAGUCAGUAAGCUCUCCAACAAAAAGAACACUUCUGCUGAGCAAUAUGUUCUUCGGAAGAUUGAGCAAUUCCAACUGUCUGGAUAUCAAGAUAUGGACUUUUCCAUCCCAGCCCUGGAAAUCCUUUUGAUCUGGAAUUGCUUCCCCAAUAUGUCUCCUGAAAACCUAGAGCAAUGCCUUGGUGCUGUGGACAGCGCAUUGAGUCGUAUCUACGAACGAGAAAAGCAAGAGUAUGAUCUUCGCAUGCGUGAAUUAGCUCCCAGCCAAACACCGCCAAAUUACUUUGACCAACGCGGAGUAUUGCUACUCAUCAAGGCCUCUCUUCAAAACUGCUUGGGUCGCUUCCGUGAGUCUAUCGUGCAUCUCAACUGGAUUUUGGAUCACAAAGAAAUGAUCAAGCAAGAUACCUGGGUCGUUCCAUAUGCUUACUGGGAGGCUGGCAUCACCACUUGGGGACUUGGCCAAACGCAAAAAAGCCGUAAACUAUGGGAGACGGGAUUGACCUACAGCAAAUUUGAGUUUGAGUAUCGUCUCGCUGUGCGAAUCAACCUUGCUCUAAGCCAAUGUGAUGAAAUGGGUAUUCUCCACGUAGAGCCUCCAAAGAUCACUAGAGGUCUCAGUACUGGAGGCAGAAAGCGCAUGUCCAUUCAGCGAUAA
Molecule: messenger RNA, 3429 nt
Organism: Umbelopsis ramanniana AG
Lineage: Eukaryota; Fungi; Mucoromycota; Umbelopsidomycetes; Umbelopsidales; Umbelopsidaceae
Exons: 13
Coding region: 1-3429 (1142 amino acids)
Molecular function (GO): protein binding
Source: RefSeq, a predicted model, not a curated record